Messenger RNA from Neurospora tetrasperma FGSC 2508, 462 nucleotides. RefSeq lists its product as uncharacterized. The transcript has a single exon. The record is from RefSeq and is a predicted model, not a curated record. The coding region runs from base 77 to 346 and encodes 89 amino acids. Lineage: Eukaryota; Fungi; Ascomycota; Sordariomycetes; Sordariales; Sordariaceae.
UAGAUGAGCUGCAUUCCGUUAUCAAUCACACUUACUUGCCUCCCCAAGUAGACAACAGAAAUGCGGCAGAUUUGGCAUGGCCCAAGGUUCACUACAGAUUUCGAAUCUGAGCCUCAGAUUUUUUUCCCCUUCAGAAAUGAGGCGACUUCCGAGUCGGAUCGUGGUCUGCGAUGUCCGUAAAAGAAGGGAAGGGCGGGUUCCGCUCGAUACAUCAACCAGUCAACCAGUGCGGUCAUUGCACGAGAGUCAGCGUCGCUGGCUGCACUAUCAGAUGAAAUUUCGACGAAGAAGAGCAAAGCCGCUACCAGGUGUCCAAGAUCAGCCAAUUGACAGGUAUAGUCAGUAAUAGUGAGAACCUUCCAGGAUCGUAAUUGGUGUUAAAGGUGUAGCAGAGGACCUGACUCGUUUGUUGCUGGCAGAUCGCGAUAGGGAAAAUUUGUGUUUCCGCCCCCCAUAGAAUAU